This is a messenger RNA of Trichophyton benhamiae CBS 112371, 1965 nucleotides long. RefSeq lists its product as uncharacterized. The coding region runs from base 1 to 1965 and encodes 654 amino acids. The transcript has a single exon. The record is from RefSeq and is a predicted model, not a curated record. Lineage: Eukaryota; Fungi; Ascomycota; Eurotiomycetes; Onygenales; Arthrodermataceae.
AUGGCAUUUCGUCUCCCCGACCAGACGCCGCAGAGACAACACCCGUAUCGAGGUUCCAGUCGUUCUUUGACGACACCGCCAAAUGUCUCCCAGCCACAAGCCAGGGCAGACGAGGAGGACUCGCAGGAAUGGGUGCUCUUCUCUCCCGUAGAGGCUCAGUCCACAGCAACCCACAGCCAUACUGCGUCUACUGAACGAACGCCCCGGACAGCUGGUCUGUCGCGGUUGAGUGACUUUGGGUCAUUGGAGACCGCCGCUCAGUCGUCAGGUCCGCUUGAUAGUGAGGGAAAUGACGGGGAGACAGAAGGCCAGGAAGGGCAACUUCAGGACACAGGCGUGCAGGAGGACGAUGUCACGGAGCUGGACAGUCUCGAUGACGGACUCCAGGCGUUUCGAGACCCACAGCUGGACCAGAGCGGAGGCCCUGCCAUGCUACCGACUCAUGAUGGAUUGGGAACGUUUUCACCUUCUGGGGUGAAUGUGCAAGAGCAGUUGUGGCAGCAUGAACAGUUCAACCCCAGGAGGAUUGGUGAAACACGGCAGAGGAGCAGCUCGAGCGUGCAGAGGCAUCUGGACAAUGCUAAUGAAUCUCAACCCAUGGGUAUUGGUAUGGAGAGGGAGAGAUGGCAGAGAAUCGAGCAGUGGCGCAUGGAACAGAGCAAAGUGCUGUUACAGGAGAUAGAAAAGGAAACGAGACGACGCAGACAGAGAAAACAGAGGGCACAAAGCAAGGGCUCUGACACAAUGCACCCUCUUCGAUCCAUAGUCUCGGAAGAUACCACAUCCAAGACGGAUGCAUCACUUACUGCUAGCCAAGCAGCACUUGAUGCCACGGUUGAUGCCACUCCUAGUGAUGAAACGGAUUCGGACGAAUCGUUCUGGCAACGAAUUACUCGAAGAGUCAUCAAUGGCCUCAUUGGAAUUGACGAUUCUCUUCUCGCCGUAAUAUUUGGAGAGUCGCUAGUCUCCGACACAACCGACAGUGAUACCAACAGCACUUCACCUCAAGACCAGCCACGUAGCUCCUUCGCCGGCAAUAACUACCUACGAACCACCACUUUAACCACCGAUAGUUCAGUCAAUAUGGUUGAAACUAUUCCUAACAUAAUGAGCUCCUCAACAAGAGACGGCUGGUGGCAGGAACGUCUACUCGAACGAAUUGCUCGAGAACUUGGUAUUCUCGUUCAUCAAAUCUAUGAACACCCUGGAGCAUUCACCGCAUAUAUGCGGACCAACAUUGAUCCAUCAACAGAAUAUGCUGGCAUGCCUAUAUCUCAACCUACCGCAACACCAACUGUGUCAGCCAUGACCUCCAGGCGCGAAUCACAUAGCAGCCAUGAAAACACAACUUCAGUGCCAUCCCCUACUUUCCACCCAACGAUGCAAGACGCGGCUACUUCCAGGCACGCAGCACUCUGGGGCAUAGAAGAAGAUGUACCUGCCCAGAGAGAUGCUGAACCUAGUCACAUCCUCUCGGAAUCAGAACGCCGCGAACGUGACCGUGAGUACUGGGAACGAGAACUAAACAUCAAGAUGGUGUUCCGAUAUCUCCGUAAUCGUUUUGCUGCAACGGCAACUGGAGACGCUAGUAGCACCCAGGAUAACGACGAUACCAUCGAGCUUACCUCUCCACAACAUAGAGCUCAACGACAGCGUCAGCAUGAUCCUAUCCGUGCAGCAAUCAUCCGCCAGCAUCACCCACUAGUUGCUCGUGCGGAAGCAAACUCCCGUUUCCGCCAACAGUCUUCACGCAUCUAUCGCCAUCAACAACAUCAUCGCCACCACCAUCAUAUGCGUGGUACCAUUAGUCCAAGCUGUGCAAGCCAGAGCCAAAGCACUCGCAAGUCUGUGUCAACAAAACGAACAGGCUCCAGCAGGCAUUACUGGGACAUAGGCGGGAGUGCUGGCAGUAGCAGUGCUCCAUUAGCUGUUGGUGGCGGCAUGGGCAGCUGGGGAGACAUCUAA